Messenger RNA from Syzygium oleosum, 1752 nucleotides. RefSeq names its product cold-responsive protein kinase 1-like. Gene Ontology annotation, biological process: protein phosphorylation. The record is from RefSeq and is a predicted model, not a curated record. Bases 276 to 1448 code for a protein of 390 amino acids. The transcript is spliced from 8 exons. Gene Ontology annotation, molecular function: ATP binding; protein kinase activity. NCBI's taxonomy places the organism in Eukaryota, Viridiplantae, Streptophyta, Magnoliopsida, Myrtales, Myrtaceae.
CUGAAAGCUUGGACCCAUCUCCAGCUCCUAAAAUAGUAGACCGGUCACCUUCCUCCGAAACAUCCUUCCAACGCUUGUGUCCUCUCCCUCUCCCUCUCCCUCUCUCUUUCUAUCCAGCGUUCUUUAGCCGUCUUUCAGGAGGAUAUAGCAGCUAAGGUUUCAGUGUGGAAGACUACUCAUCUUAAUGCACGGUCGGUCUCACAAUAAGACGUCUCUGAAGAUCUUGGCUUAAUUUUUCGGUGGAGAUAUUGAUUUGCUUAGGACAAGCCGGUCCGAUGCCUUGGUUUUCUUUAUUUUUCAAGUGCUACAGAGCUCCCUCUUUAAACAGAGAGGUCGAUGACGAGGUUUCAGGAAUUCAAAAUACAAAAUUGUACAAGUAUGAAGAGUUGGUCAAAGCAACCGCAGAUUUUAGUCGAUCCAACAAAAUCGGUCAUGGGGGUUUUGGUUCUGUCUACAAGGGUGUACUUGAAGAUGGCACCUUGGUCGCCGUGAAGGUGUUAUCUGCGGAGUCGAGUCAAGGAGUGCGGGAGUUCUUGACAGAGAUAAACAUGAUUGCAAAUAUAGAGCAUCCUAACCUAGUUAAGUUGCAUGGCUGCUGUGUGGAAGGAGAGCACAGGAUUCUGGUAUACGGUUAUCUCGAGAAUAAUAGCCUCUCACAAACACUUCUUGGCGGUUCCCAUAGUAGCAUCCAAUUUCAAUGGCCUACACGACGUGAGAUUGCCAUAGGCGUGGCGAUGGGGCUAGCAUUCCUCCAUGAGGAAGUCCAACCACCAAUUAUCCAUAGAGAUAUAAAAGCAAGCAAUAUCCUGCUAGAUCGUCACCUGGAGCCGAUAAUUUCAGAUUUUGGUCUUGCGAAACUUUUUCCGAGCAACAUGACUCACAUCAGCACCCGUGUUGCUGGAACAGUGGGUUAUCUGGCGCCAGAGUAUGCAAUGCGAGGUCAGUUGACAAAUAAAGCAGAUAUAUACAGUUUUGGGGUACUGCUUUUGGAAAUCGUUAGUGGGAGAUGUAACACAAACCGUAAAUUACCAGCUGAAGAACGAUAUCUUCUUGAAACGGCAUGGAAGCUACACGAAAAAGGGGAGCUAAUGAGCUUAGUGGACGCAUCUCUGGAUGGGGAACAUCAUAGGGAAGAGGCAUGCCUAUUCAUGAAGAUCGGUCUUCUCUGCGCACAGGGUCUACCGAGGCUUCGACCAUCCAUGUCGACUGUCGUGAAUAUGCUAAUGGGCUUAGCUAAGGUUAAUGACAAUGAGAUAUCGAGACCUGGGUCAAUUUCAGAUUUCAUGAGUCUAAUUGCUGAGGAAGGCCUGAAAGCUCACUCGAAGGAUUCAUCUUCCCCUGCAUCUGGGGAGUCAAGCGGGCCAGACAAAUCAUCUUUGUGGUCGAAAGACAUGCCCAGCUCAUGUGCUACAAUGACCUUCAAUUCUAUUUAUGAUAGGAGCAUUUGAACUGCGAUAAAUGAGCAGUCGAGCAUCAAUGUCGAAGAAGGGGAAGCGUUGGAAACAGUAUUUGUCCUGAUCUCCAAGUAUGGGACGUCGACAAUAUGGAUAGCCUAUGCAUCUCUAAUAGAAUUGAGGUCACAGCUCAGCUCCAAUGUCAGAGGUUUUCACUUAAAGAUUUGUAUUGCUAAGAUCAUCAAUAGGGUUCUUUCUGUGUGGUGUGCUAAAAUCUCGGAGUGAAAUUGUAUAGGAUAUAUAGUAAUUAGCCAUACCUCAAUCAUCACAUCCCAAAUUUUAGCGAGUUCAUUGCAUG